AUGGAACGUCUAACAUUAUUUCACUUACGGCAAGCGGAUAGGAGUAAUGAACCGGAGACGAAGACUAUCAUUGAUCAGAUGGAUACAGAAAGUAUUGUUCGGAAGGCGUACUACGAGAAACUUUGUCAGUGGAAAGACGACGCACUUCGACUGUUCAAACUGAAUCAUGUUAACUACCUCUACAAGAGACUUUAUAAUCUGCCCUCUAGUUUCGAGAAUCUGGAUGCAAGUCAGUCCUGGCUGGCGUAUUGGAUGGUACAUGGUUUAGGCCUGUUGAACGUCGAGAUUCCGGAAGACAUGUCUCUGAAAUUGAUAUCACUAAUUGCAGAUAUGCAGGACCCAAAUGGUGGCUUCGGCGGCGGACGUUAUCAGUUUCCACACCUUGCAACAUCAUAUGGUGCAGUCAACUGUUUAGUAUCACUUCGUCGUCGAGAUGCUCUAGAUAUUAUCAAUCGAGAUGCUCUGGCUAACUGGAUGCGGAAACUGCGCCAGCCAAAUGGUUCUUUCUUAAUGCAUGUAGGCGGAGAGAUCGAUGUUCGAGGUGCAUAUUGUGCUAUAACAGUGGCUAGACUGACAGGACUUCUCAGAAAAUAUCCUGAUUUGUUCGAAUCAACCGCGGAAUGGGUGGCUAGUUGUCAGACCUAUGAAGGUGGUUUCGGUGGUCAACCGGGAUUGGAGGCCCAUGGUGGUUACACUUUCUGUGCUAUAGCGGCAUUGUGUUUCUUGGGUAGAUCCGAUCUAAUCAAUUUACCCAGACUGUUGCGUUGGGCGAGUCAUCGGCAGAUGGCGACUGAAGGUGGUUUCCAGGGUAGGACAAACAAACUGGUGGACAGUUGCUAUUCAUUUUGGCAAGGUGCUGUUUUCCAAAUAGUUGAAGAAUUGUUAUGGUUGUCAGGUGAUCCUGCCCUCAAUGAUACGGACACCUUAUAUAAUCCAUCUGCUUUGCAAGAAUAUAUACUACUGUGUUGUCAGAAAGUAUCUUAUACACGUCCAGGUUUGAGUGUGCAUACUAAAGACGACUCUUCAAGUGAAACAUCAUCUAUGAAGAGAAGUUCAAGUCCGGAACAGAACAUGCCGACUUUUGACGGUGGUGGACUGAUUGAUAAGCCUGGAACAAAUCCUGAUCCUUAUCACACGUGUUAUGCAUUAAGUGGACUUAGUCUGGCACAACAUUCUCCUCGAUAUCAUGGACCACCGCCAACAACAAUAGACAAAAAGCAAUCUGACAAUCUUUCCUAUCCAUCCUCAGUUGUUGAUCUAUUGGGUGCAGAGUUUGGAAAUGAACUGGCUGAUUUAGAUCCCUAUCAUAAUAUUAUACAUGACAGGCUAGCAUUUGCUUUAACCUAUUUUAGAGAGUUAGACAAUGGUCAAUCGCCAGAAUGUGCAGAACAAUCGGCUUUAAAAGCUGCUGAAGAAUUCUCUACACCUAUAGCGUCAGUAAUUCGUAAGGAUAAUAUUCAUAUAGAGCUGCUUAGCUCGAAUACGGAAGAUACUAAUGAACAGUCGUCGUCUAGUUGUGUCGGCCGAUACGCCGAAUCUGAUAAGCAUACAUGUACAGUACCAUAAUAAAAUAACGUGAAAUUUUUGUUUAACAAAAGGUUAUUUUUAUUCACUGCUAAAAAGAAGAAAAAAAUAUACAGAUUUGAGAAGGUUA
Trichobilharzia szidati is the source of this 1654-nucleotide messenger RNA. Lineage: Eukaryota; Metazoa; Platyhelminthes; Trematoda; Strigeidida; Schistosomatidae. The record is from the annotation of a GenBank genome assembly.